Molecule: messenger RNA, 831 nt
Organism: Tribolium castaneum (red flour beetle)
Lineage: Eukaryota; Metazoa; Arthropoda; Insecta; Coleoptera; Tenebrionidae
Product: trypsin Blo t 3-like
Exons: 1
Coding region: 1-831 (276 amino acids)
Biological process (GO): proteolysis
Molecular function (GO): serine-type endopeptidase activity
Source: RefSeq, a predicted model, not a curated record
AUGACUACCAUCUCCUGCAUUGUAGUGACAACUCUAGUGGUUGUGUCUUUGGCUAAUUUAGUGCUUCUAGUGCACGUUAUUAUGAAUUCAAUCUACAAAUGUAGUCAACACCGGACGUAUUUGAAACGCGUUGGAAAAAUAGAAAAACGGGAAGAUUCAUCUUUUAUGGAUCAAGAGUUUAAAACAACAGCAAACAAUUUUGUGGCUGCUUUAAUUGUAGAAAUUGACGAUGAUAAUUUUGAGUUUGUGUGUGGAGUGGCUAUUGUGGGCAAAAAAUGGGCUCUAACACCAGCACAUUGUGUGGAUGCUAUCGUUGAUCAACCUCUAACUAAAGUUAAGAUUUCUUCUAACACUUUGAAGCUGAAAUACGGAAUUUGGUACGACGUUGAUAGAAUGAGUAAACACGAAAAUUAUAAGUCUAGUGAACACGUAAACGACAUAGCUUUGAUAAGUGUUAAGCAAUCAUUUAAAGACAAAGAAGUUAAAAGUGUUAUCCUGCCGACUAGAAAUUUUUUAUACGUAGCUGAGUCCUCAGCAACUGCUAUUGGGUGGUUGGGUCAAGAAGUGUUUGCAGUUGAUUUGAAACUGCUUCCACAUAAACAGUGUCAGAGUGCUUAUCUCGAAGGAGUUACAAAUGGUACUUUUUGUGCCGAAAGAAAAGCUUGUGUUUAUGACCAUGGAGGGUUUUUGAUUCAGAAAGGUGUGCUAAUUGGGACUAUCUCUUUUGGGGUAGGAUGUAACUCAAAACCGGUUGUUUAUACGAAAAUCUCGUUGUUUGAAGAUUGGUUCAAAGGUCGGAAAAUCGGAGCAGUUUUUAAAGGAAGUACUUAA